This is a messenger RNA of Tigriopus californicus, 4109 nucleotides long. RefSeq lists its product as uncharacterized. The transcript has a single exon. The coding region runs from base 54 to 3773 and encodes 1239 amino acids. The record is from RefSeq and is a predicted model, not a curated record. Gene Ontology annotation, molecular function: protein-containing complex binding; intracellularly cGMP-activated cation channel activity; cGMP binding. Lineage: Eukaryota; Metazoa; Arthropoda; Copepoda; Harpacticoida; Harpacticidae. Gene Ontology annotation, biological process: monoatomic cation transmembrane transport. Gene Ontology annotation, cellular component: intracellular cyclic nucleotide activated cation channel complex; plasma membrane.
CAGAGAACUGGGAACACACUCGCAUAUAUCCACAGAGGAGAUCAACCCAUUGAAUGAGACAUGAGUGGAAUAUAAUGACCACAAAAUCAACAGAAUCUAUUGGCUUGACUCUUGUUGGCACCAGCUCCCACAAGGGAGGAAGUGCGGGCAAAAGGAGGACCAAAAAGAUAACGACAAAUAGUGGGGAACGGACACAAAAUGGACCCGAGCCAGGAAACAGACGGAAGGGAAUCAUCUCACACACGGACUCCAACAUCGACAACAACGACGAUGUAGAAGCGGACGAGGACGAGUUUGGAUCCGGGUCUCAACUCAAGGCUCAUUAUGGCAAACGCGUGGCUCCCUCAGAGCUGAGGACGAGGCAGCGGUAUGAGGACCAGGAAUCGCACUCGAAUGAAUUUCAAAUCAAUUCCGACCCACUUUUCCCAAUGGGAGGUGGCUUCGAUGAUCGAGUGGAAAAUACCGAGCUUAUGAUGCUCAAUGAAGUGAACGGCAGGAAUCUGAACUUCACCGAGAGUGAGCGAACCUUGUCAAAAGAGGCCAGCAAAUCAGGUUCGAACGUGGACGUGAUAGUUCCAUUUCUUGAGGAGAAGAAUGCCGCUCUUCAGAUGAACAAUGGAUCCGAGUUGGAUGAUGGUGCUUGGGUUACAUUGGGCGGUGGGAGUGGGGAUGUUACUGGGGACCUCUUUGUGGAGGAGAAUUGGAUGGCACAGCAUGACUACGAGGACGACUCCCUGAAGUCGGUCUCGAUCGACAUGGAUGAAAACCUGUACGAGCAAUCCGUCCCCUCGGAUAAUAUCGUGUAUGUUCGGGCCGAAGUUGAGGUCCACGAGGUUCCCAAAGAACUCCAGGCCGUCAAAAGGCCUUGGAACCACAAGCCCUGGCUCACUCGGGUCCCUUCGAAUACACCCAUUUCUGAACCCGCUUCACUGCCAAGUGCCUCUGUUCUGAACAAGAAAUCUGUGAUAAGAGAUCUGGAUCGAAUCUCAACCCUCCAGAGCCUCGAUGAAGGCCUGGUUUGCUCCCCACCGCUGAUUGCUUAUCAAAGUCAGCAGAACUACAGACCCUCGUUCAUUUUCAACGUGAGUGAUGAGUCGUUCGAUUGUGAUAAUCCUGGACUCGCUUUGUUAGAAGACUCCAAUGCCUUGAGCGACUUCUCGGGACAAAUUUCCUCUCCUCUCUCACUUCAUCCGUCCUUGAUGAUUGCUCAUCUGCCCCCAUCAACAUCCAAUUCCUCUUCCGUAUGCCAACGUCACCCUCAAAUCUUUGCUCAGAAUUUGUCACCGGUCUUAUCUCGACGGAGACAUCUCCAAUCCAAUCAUCAGAGGCAGAGCGUGUGCUCGGAUACCUCUCAGGUAUCCAAUCAUUCCAUGAGAAGUGAUCUGUCCUCCAUCCUCGCUCCCGACCGGGAACAGGCCUUGGGAGAGAAGAUCCGCGGGAUUGUGUCCAAAUUUCGUCGGCGAGCCACUUUGGUCAAAAAGCGAUUGGAGUUCCCACCCACUCCUGACCAUUCCUCGGAAGACGAUGAGGACCCGGGUCACCAUGAUAACCAGAUUGUCCAUGAUACUAGCUCCAACCCCAACCUGAUUGAGAAGAAGCCCAAGAAGGAGCUGGAUGUUUCAAAGGACGAGAACAACGAUUUGAGCCGACUCCGGACCAUAGCAUUACAACGCAUGGUCUAUGAGGACUUCAAUGCCUCGUUAUAUGCCUCCAAGUCCACUGUUGACUUUGGCUGGUAUGAUGAGUGGUCAUGGCAUAAACUUGGGAAGAAAGUUGAGUUCAUCGAUCCCCGCGGGUACAUUAACAUAUUUUGGCUGGCCCUUCAAGCCCUAGUGUUUUUGUAUAACGCUUGGGUAAUCCCGUUACGGUUUUUCUUUCCUUUCGUCCAGUCCCCGGAUAAUUUGUUUAUGUGGCUGUUUUGCGACUAUUGUGGUGAUUUGGUCUACCUCCUGGACCUCUUGGUCUUCAAGCGCCGUUUACUGUACAUGGAGAAUGGAUUCUGGGUGAAAGACCGUCGACGCCUCACCAUCCAUUAUGUAACUAAAGGCUCUUUUCGUUUUGAUUUGUUGGCACUAAUGCCCACCGACAUUCUUUACCUUUGGUUCGGCCUCCACUAUACAAUCGUUCGGAUCCCGCGGCUAAUCAAGGUAAUUGCCUUCUGGGAGUUCAUCUACCGUCUGGACGCAGUCAUGGCCAAGCCUUACAUCCUCCGCAUCGUCAAGACUGUCAACUACAUGCUUUAUCUCAUUCAUCUCAAUGCCUGUGCCUACUAUGCCAUUUCGGAUUGGGAAGGGAUCGGGAGCAACACCUUCGUGUACAACGGUCAGGGAAGUGCAUACAUUCGAUGCUUCUACUUUGCUACAAAAACUGCCACAUCCAUUGGAAAGAACAAGAAGCCGACGAACAUCUCCGAGAUCCUCUUUAUGACAGCCUCUUGGCUGAUGGGAGUAUUUGUCUUUGCUAUUCUCAUUGGAGACAUUCGAGAUAUUGUGAGCAAUGCACGCAAGAGUGCUUCCAGUUUCCAGAAGCAAAUGGAUGCUGUGGUGGAUUACAUGAAUCGAAACAAAGUGAACAAAGAGGUGCAGGGAAGGGUGAAAAUGUGGAUGCAUUACACGUGGGAGCUCCAGAAGAGCUUUGAUGAGGCCAAAGUGCUGGAAUUCCUACCUCUUAAAACGCGAACAGACAUCGCGAUGCGAGUGCAUUAUCCCACCUUGGUCAAGGUCAAGCUCUUCCGAAACUGCGAACCGGGCUUGCUCAAGGACUUGGUCAUCAAACUCAGGCCAGUCAUCUAUCUACCCGGCGACCAUAUCUGCCGGAAAGACGACAUUGGCACCGAGAUGUUCAUCGUUCAAUCGGGCCAGGUCCACGUGCUCGGUGGCAUUGAUGGUCGGGUGCUUUGUACUUUAGGGGAAGGCUCAGUCUUUGGGGAAAUCGCCUUACUGGGAGUGGGUGGGAUGAAUAAGAGAACAGCCAAUGUGAUCUCGGUGGGCUUCUCGAAUCUGUUUGUGCUUCAAAAGGCCGACUUGGAAGCGGUCCUUCAAGACUAUCCGGAUGCGAAGCAAAUCCUAAAUGCUAGAGCGAGAAAGCUAAUGAAGGAGAAUGAACAACGCAUUCGCAGAGAGGAGGCCUCACUUCGUCGGAAAAACGCCGUGGCCGAUGACGAAGUGAUUUUCCCACUUCAAUCCGGUAAAAGGGAACCAGCUCUGAUUGGAACGGUUCUCAAGGCACUGCCAGAGACCUCCUUAGCAUCUGCACUUCUCCGACGAGGCUCCAAAGCGUCCCAAGGCACUCGAAGCCGAACUGUGAGUGUUGACUUUGGCAGACCAGGUCACUUGGGAAGCAGUGUCCGUGGCAAUGCCCAGCUCAUGUUGGGACCCGGAAUAAGGUCUUGGUCCUUGGAUCAGCGGGAAGAAAUGACCCCGCGCAACUUCUCAUCCAUUCUGUCAGAAGUGCUGGGUGCGGAGAAUCCAUCAUAUCUGGAGCCUUCCGAGGACCCCGUUGGUAAGAGGCCAAAGACCGGGUGGGUCAGUUUGGAUCAGCGCGACCACACACAGCCUCGGUCCAAAGAACUGAAGGGAUGUAGUAGAUACCGUGAUACAAAUUCGAGGGUCUCGGAGGAAGUGGAUAAAAUUUCCAUCCAAAGCUUCCAAACCGUGCAGUCUGUGGAACGAGCAACGACUACCACAAAUUUGAUGGCGUCAGCUAAGCUGGAUUUAGAGUCUAUUGAUUUAGUGAAAGGGGCAAAUGAAAUGAAGCGAGAGCCAAAAUGCUGACAAUGGCCUUUUAUCGUUCUAUGGUUGGAACCACGGAGCGAUAAAAGAGAAAUUUAUCAUGCAGGCCAACGAUAUCGUCUAAUUAAUCGGGUAUUCAAGGUCGCUCACUCAUCAUCCGGAAUUAGUGGGUUAAUAGACGACAAACGACUAGCGCCACGUGACCUGCUGGCAAUGAAAAGAAGGACCCAAUUGCUCUUCAGCUUGAACGACGACGACGACGACGACUUCAUUUUGCGAACAACACACAUGAAAGAAAAGCGCCAGACGGUUGCUGUGUUCUUUCUUUUAUUGGCUUUUUGUACUUUGUCAAAAUAAUGUUUCUUUGUCUGACCAUAA